This is a messenger RNA of Abrus precatorius (Indian licorice), 1284 nucleotides long. Its product is annotated as putative glutamine amidotransferase GAT1_2.1. Gene Ontology annotation, cellular component: cytosol. Gene Ontology annotation, molecular function: hydrolase activity, acting on carbon-nitrogen (but not peptide) bonds, in linear amides. The coding region runs from base 1 to 1284 and encodes 427 amino acids. NCBI's taxonomy places the organism in Eukaryota, Viridiplantae, Streptophyta, Magnoliopsida, Fabales, Fabaceae. The transcript is spliced from 4 exons. The record is from RefSeq and is a predicted model, not a curated record.
AUGUCCUCCGAUCUUUCUGUCAUUCUCCCUCGCGUUCUAAUUGUUUCCAGACGAAGCGUUCGCAAGAACAAGUUUGUUGAUUUCGUGGGUGAAUAUCACCUUGAUCUUAUCGUGGGUUAUGGUGCCGUACCCGUGAUUGUUCCUCGUGUUUCUGGGGUUCAUAUGUUGUUGGAUAGCUUUGAGCCAAUCCAUGGUGUUCUUCUCUGCGAAGGAGAAGACAUUGAUCCUUCUUGGUACGAACAAGACUUAGACACAUCUGGUCUUUCCCAGGAGGAAUUGGAAGAGAUUAGAAGGCUUCAUGUGAGUGACACCGCCAUUGAUAAAGAGAAGGAUUCGAUUGAGUUGAGCCUCGCCAAGCUAUGCCUCGAAAGGAACAUUCCCUAUUUGGGGAUAUGUAGGGGAUCACAGAUCCUAAAUGUGGCAUGUGGGGGUACCCUAUACCAAGACAUAGGGAAAGAGCUUUCAAUUAAGUGCCAAGAGACCCAAAGGGUGAUGCACAUAAACUAUGAUGAUUAUGAUGGGCAUAGGCACGUGGUAAAAGUUGUUGAAGACACCCCUUUGCAUCAUUGGUUUGAGGAUUCUUUGGAAGAAGGGGAAAUGGAUAUUUGGGUUAAUAGCUAUCACCAUCAAGGGGUCAAGAGAUUAGCACAACGUUUUGUGCCAAUGGCUUUUGCCCCUGAUGGUUUGAUUGAAGGGUUUUAUGACCCAGAUGCUUAUAAUCCUGAAGAGGGUAAGUUCAUUAUGGGAUUGCAGUUUCACCCUGAGCGUAUGAGGAAGUCUGAUUCAGAUGAAUUUGAUUACCCAGGAUGCCCCUUUGCUUAUAAGGAAUUUGUAAAGGCAGUUGUUGCAUAUCAGAAAAAGUUGAAUAGCUUAACAUCUGUCCAAAAGCCUUUGAAACUUAAUAAGGAAAUGGAAAACAAAAGGAAGAUUAUAGUGCGUAGUUUCUCACUUGCAAAAAACCUAUACAACGCUGGCCGUGGUAUGAAUUCUACCAAAGAGUCUGAGCUUGAAGCUGGGGCACAAUUUCUUGAGUCAAACACGGCCUUGAGUGUGCAACAAGAGAAUAGAUUGAAGCAAAUGGGUGCAACGGUUAGGAAUGCAGGGUCUUAUAUAGAGAGAUUGAAGCUGAAUGAGGAUAGAGAAAAAGUGGCAAGAAAUGUGAUGGGGAAAAUGACUGUGGAACAAUUGUCUGAUCUAUUGUCUUUCUAUCAUACUAUGGGGCAGAUUUGUUCAGAAGUGUUAGAAAGAAAGAUACAUGGCUUUGUCAAUGACCUCAAUUCAUGA